Molecule: messenger RNA, 1650 nt
Organism: Folsomia candida
Lineage: Eukaryota; Metazoa; Arthropoda; Collembola; Entomobryomorpha; Isotomidae
Exons: 6
Coding region: 116-1570 (484 amino acids)
Source: RefSeq, a predicted model, not a curated record
UCCUUUUAAUUGAGUGGGUUGGCGCAUAUCAGACCGAACACAAGGUUUCUUUUUAAUACGUUUCACUCCAAUAUUCAACCAGUGUUUCAAAAAUCCUCAAAAUUCUAAAUUCGACAUGGAAAAACGAAGCCCCAAGAAUGCGGUGAUGAUUGUUCAGGAACUGUGCAUGAAGGGCGGUAAGAUCCCCGUGUAUAUCGAGGUCGAACUUCCCAACCAAGUUCCUUCAGUUUUCAGAACUACGUGCACAAUCACGUUUGAAGGAAAGACUUAUUCAGCCAUUGCGGAUGCCAAUACAAAGAAGGGGGCAAAAACCAAAGCUUGUGAGGAUAUGGUGUACAACCAGCUGAGCCAGGUUCUUGACAUGAAUGACCCCGCUACAAAACGCAUCUUGGGCAUUAUUGACCGUCGCGAGGAAGCCGUGGUGGCUGCAAUUGCUGAUCAAAAAACUGAAUCGGCCGGACCAUCUCCAAGUAAAGUCGCCAAAUUUAACGAUGCUGAAGAAACCGUGGACUUGGUGGUAGACAUGUUAUCAGAAUAUGCUGAAAAGGGAAACCCCAUUGGGGAUCUUGCGGCGUUUUGUGAUCUUAAUAAACUUCCUGAACCAGAAUAUCUGGAGGGUCCAUGCUGUGGUCCGCCACAUCGUCGUAUUCUUAGCAUGGAAUGCACUAUUGGAAAGCUGAAAUUCCGAGGAAUUCAUCUCGACAAGAAGAAAGCGAAACGCAUUGUUGCCGAAAAGAUGAUGUUGGAACUGAGAAAGAAGUUUGAAAGUCGCCAAGUUCCAUCCCCUGAAACGAAACAAUCCGCAGAAUCAGCAUCAGCGUCAUCCGAGAAAGACCUCCCUCUAGAUGAGGAGCUAAUCAACUUGUCGUUGGAAGAUAUUAAAAUAAAUCGAAAGAAGACCUUCAAGGACUUUAUCAACUACAGUUCAAUGGAAAAGAUGAAAGUCAAUGAAUUUGAAGAGUUGAGACAAAUUGGAGGUCCAUACUUUCAAAAAUUGGUUGAUUUUACAAUCGAAAUAAACGAAAAGUACCCAGUUGUGGGCCAACCAGAGCAGCAAUACAAAGAAUGGUUGGAGUUGAAAACUUCUCAUGAUAAUGGAAUUGUCGGAUUUUUUGAGGCUAUAGAAAAGGAGCUUGGAUUACUGGUGACAACACAUGUAGUUAAAUCACGAGUGAAGGAAGAUGGGGAGACGGAAACUGAAAAUCUGGAUGAAGAUUCUGAAGAUGAGACCUUUGAGCGUUUUGAAUUCGACGACGAUUUUAAAAUGGAAAAAUUCGAUGAUUACAAUGACGAACCUGACGAGUUUGAAAUGUCAAGUGACGAUGAUUCAAAUGACGAAGAUUCGAAUGACGAAGAUGACAAAGAUAGCAAACGCCAAAAGGAAAGUAACGACGAGGAAACAAUGAGUCCUAUUAUUGUACCUCGUUUUAUGAUUGUUUACAGAGUGGAAAUUCCCCUCACUCGAGUUCGCGAGACAACUGUAUUUAAAUUUAACGAUGAUAUCGAACUCGGAAAGCUGGAUGCAAUGGUCGAAGUGUUAAUGUAUCUUGGCCUUAUGACGAUCGGUUAGUAUGUAUUAACAAUUGUGAAAAUUUUGAAUCAAUUUUCUCUGUAAGACUGAUUAUAAUACAUUCAUCUUUAAUACAUGCA